UCCCACAAUAGGGACUUUUAGAUUUGCACGUCGACAUAGUGGACUGCUACGUGAUGAGGUCAUUUUAAGGCACUGCGCAUGCGUUACGUCGUCUCUCUCGUUCACUACCAAAAUCGAGAACGUGUUUACCCUGUUUUUCCCGUCGUCCUAAAUUUAGGACGCCGUGCUCGCUUGUGAAGUUUAAAAAGUUUAAAGAUGGAAGACGAAAGUAUAGUGGCAACGCUGCUUUCACUAGUGCGUCCAACUGAGGCAGCGACAGAGUCUGAGGAAUCACAACAUACGUCCUCAGAAAAAGAGUCGGGGCAAGAAGAGCAAGUGUUGCCCAGUUGUAAAUCAAAACGGACAGCUUCACAUAGAACUACAACAAGUUCACGUUCAGCUGCAAGUCCUCUAGUAACUAAUAAAACGCCUAUCUCGUGGACUCCAGACAUGAGCCUAAUUCUGUGCCGAGAGGUUGAUUAUGUCAAUCCUUUCAAAUACAAAGAGCGUACCAAAGAAAGGGGAAAGGCAUGGGAAGACAUUGCUACCAAUCUUAGGAGACACCAUCAACUCUCGAUCCAUUUUUGCAUCUAA
Anneissia japonica is the source of this 573-nucleotide messenger RNA. RefSeq lists its product as uncharacterized. NCBI's taxonomy places the organism in Eukaryota, Metazoa, Echinodermata, Crinoidea, Comatulida, Comatulidae. The record is from RefSeq and is a predicted model, not a curated record. The transcript is spliced from 3 exons. Bases 196 to 573 code for a protein of 125 amino acids.